AUGGCGCCCGCAAAAGUUCCAAAGAAACCAGUGAAGUCAAUGGAGAAACCUAUAGAAAAGCCGAUAUCCAAAUCGAACAAACGGAUAAAGAAGAAGAACUACCAAUCCUUCUCGAUCUACAUAUAUAAACUCCUUCGGACCGUGACGCAAGAUUCCAACUUGGGUAUUUCAAGAAAGAGCAUGCUGAUCAUGAACAAUUUCGUCAAUGACAUGCUCGAGAAAAUCGCAGUUGAAGCAAGUAGACUUGUCGUCCACGGAAAGAAGACCACAAUGGGUAGUCAAGAAAUACAAUCGGCCGUUCGACUUCUGUUGCCAGGGGAAUUAGCGAAGCACGCCACCAUAGAAGGCAUCAAAGCCAUUAAUUUAUACCACACAAGUCAAAAUAGGGAUAUGAAAAAAACUUAACGUCUACUUUUGAAAUAAUAAUAUUGUUUUUUAUAUUGCCGAAUAUUGUACAGAUUUGUUGAUUUUGAUAUUUAAGAUUAACGAGGCCCUUUUCAGGGCUGAAAAUUUUCAUAUUUCAUUAGGACAGACGUCUAACCUUAUUUAAAUGCAAAAUAACUAAAAUAAAAGUAUUUUAUUUAGAAAACUCUUUGGAGCGUUUUUUAUAUUU
This is a messenger RNA of Diatraea saccharalis (sugarcane borer), 613 nucleotides long. NCBI's taxonomy places the organism in Eukaryota, Metazoa, Arthropoda, Insecta, Lepidoptera, Crambidae. The record is from the annotation of a GenBank genome assembly.